AUCUUAGAAGUAACUCCUUUUCACGCAAAGUCUUCGAUUGUCAGCCUUACAAAGCUUGGAGAGACUUCAAUCUCGAAUUCGGACAAUUUCACAAAGCGUUUCCUUGAAAAGAUCAUGGGCAACGAUCCGUCGAAAAAAGGAAAAGAAAAAGCAACACAUCCAAAGAUAGUCUCCAAAGGAAAAAACAGCUCCAAAAAUCUCCGUUUGCUGAUUUUACACGAAGCGGAAUCCAAACCACCAAUCGAUGCUGUUGAUCAUUUUUGCGACGCAUUAAACGCCUGUAAACCUCCAGGAAGUUUAGAAAUCAAACAAGAAGGUGUGAAAAUCCUGGAACUUGACGGUUCAAGUUCUCUUUCUGGGUCCUUCCUCACGGAGGCGAAGAAUUGGAUUAUCGAAUGGCUGGAUAAAGAUGGCGUGGUUCUCAUCUGCUUGUUGUCAAGUCAAGACGUACACCCUUUCGCAGAAGAUAUUAAUUUCCAAGGAGGGAAGAUCGUGGCGUUCUCGUUUGGAAAAUGUCCGACCUCAUGGAAGGAAUGUAUUUCUUUGAAAGUCGACCUCAAAGCUGUGAGUAGCCCAAGCGAUUUUGAAGAGCCGUUGAAAGAACUUGUUGCCACUGUUAGGGCAGAGUGAACUGAAUGGAAGUGGGUCAUCGAGAUCUAGAAAACAGCAUCUCUAAAUUAGUAAUUUUAACUGAGCCAGAUUGUUGUCAACAAUUCCCGCUUUGAUUGGUCCAAUAAUUAAAUGACGUCACCGUCUCAACCAGUCAAAUGGGAACCUAAGCCUUAUCGUGUUUUUGUCAUUCUCGUUUUCUCACUUUUUAGGCCGAGUACGUGUUUUUUGAAUUUCCAUUGACUCUUUCCUCCUCCUUUGAAAUUUUCCUCGUAAUAAUUUGAGCAUUGUUCAAUUCCAGAAAAUCACUCAAAUGUUUUAAAAUCACGUCAGGAAUAAUGAUAUCACAAUGUAAAUGAAGCAACAGAGAUUGAACGGUGAUCGGCCAAAUAUUUGUAAAACAUUUAUAAUCUGUAUUUUGAAGAAAUUAAACUAGUUUGAGAAAGUGAUAUUAAAACCGUUUGAUCCUCAAAAAUUUCCAUUAAGUUCAGCUGAUUUUGCG
This is a messenger RNA of Stylophora pistillata, 1111 nucleotides long. RefSeq lists its product as uncharacterized. The record is from RefSeq and is a predicted model, not a curated record. NCBI's taxonomy places the organism in Eukaryota, Metazoa, Cnidaria, Anthozoa, Scleractinia, Pocilloporidae.